This is a messenger RNA of Puccinia graminis f. sp. tritici CRL 75-36-700-3, 823 nucleotides long. RefSeq lists its product as uncharacterized. The record is from RefSeq and is a predicted model, not a curated record. The transcript is spliced from 5 exons. The coding region runs from base 36 to 512 and encodes 158 amino acids. Lineage: Eukaryota; Fungi; Basidiomycota; Pucciniomycetes; Pucciniales; Pucciniaceae.
UACGUCUCCAGCGAGCCCUUCCAGCCUGCAAGAAGAUGUUCGGGAUUCAAGAUUCGAUGAUUCGGGCGUACAUGGUCUGGAUUGCUAUAAUUGUCUACUACGUCCAGCUUUCAGAGGCGCGACACAACCUUGAGCGGAGAGCGGGCGGGGGCCGAUUGGUUCAUUGUAUCAACUACCUCGAUUCACUUGGGAUUUCGAGUGUUAGAGUUGUAUGCACGGAUUAUCGACAGACCGAGUUUCAGUGUGAUCGAAGUAGGUGCAACUCCGGAUUGGGUCCAAAUAGCGACCCUGUAAAAAAUCCUUUUUCCAAGAUGGUCUUUCGCAAUUGCAAACCUCCUGAUUACACUGGCCCAGGGAAAACAGUCUCCAACAUAGUGUCCAUGCAGGUCGACGAUGGCAGAAUAGCGAUCCAGGCGGGUGAUAUAAACAAUCCCACCCUCGACUACUACGACUGUACGAUGGCGGAGAACCCUCUCAGGCCUUUCUGUCAGGGUUGCACACUUCUCAGAUAGCUUGUCCGGAUUCGACCAAGCGAGGGAUGAUGAUGGCCUGCAACGUAUCACAAUCCCGUUUUCAUAUCGUGCGGAUCGGCGGUCAUAUCUUGUCUACGGAAGCAAGCUUCCAACAAGAGUAAUUUCCUGUUCUUUUUCUGGCAAUGAAGAGCGAAAAAAAUCAAGAUAUCUUCCUGUUACAAUUGACGUAUUCGUCGUAGCUGCAGCCAAACAUUUCUACUUCCCAUAGUCUCUUUUUACAACAUUUCUUGUCUCUACAUAUCUUCCCAAUAAGAAUAAAACUUAUGAAUUUAAACAGAGGUUGAUUCAUG